Molecule: messenger RNA, 945 nt
Organism: Bolinopsis microptera
Lineage: Eukaryota; Metazoa; Ctenophora; Tentaculata; Lobata; Bolinopsidae
Exons: 7
Coding region: 4-621 (205 amino acids)
Source: RefSeq, a predicted model, not a curated record
AGAAUGUCUUCCUACGUCGAACAAAUAGAAGAGGCCGCUGAGCAGCUGUUGGAGGAAAUGAGGACGGAGAAAGAGAAGGAGAAGAAGAAGAAAGAGAACUAUCCUGUAAUAAGGCUUCUUGCUAGAAAUUUAGUCGACUUGGUCUACAUCAAAGAGAAAGAUCCACUACAGAGAGAUUUACUGUUGAUGAAGAUUAUGUUGAAGCACGGAGAAGAAAUACAGGCACUAAGUGAAAAGAGGCAGAAAGAGGCAGAGGAGGCGCAAAAUAGAAGGGUGCCACGGAACUCAAAUGGGUCACAUGACGUAGACAAUGAGUCCCAAGCAUCGACAUCCCAGCUGUCUGACACAGCACUUCACCAACAAAAAAUUGAUAAACUUGUUGAGGAGAAGGCAGAACUUCUUGAGGAGAAGGCAGAACUGUUGAGGACAAGGGACAAGCGGAAUUCUAACAUCCAACAACUCAAAGAUGAGGUGUCGGUUUUGAGAUCUAAGCUUCACUCCUCGAAUUCUGAUCCGUCUUCAGAGCACAACAACACCGUACCCGUGGAGGAAGACGGGGCGGACACGGAGCAGCCCAAGAAGAAACUAAAAAGAGGAAAGAACAAGGAGAACGAUGAUUGAGGAGCUACCACUGUAUUCUAUUGUAGCAGCAUUGGAAAUUAAUCUAACAUGAAGAUCAUCGUUCACCCUCAGAAUUGCGGGUUCAGCGAGCCUGGACUUAGGACUAGUGCAUAUUUAACAAAUGAAACAGAUUAUUGUCGUUACAAUUGUGGGCAGACACUGAAACCAAGCUCCAGGGUACAAUUAUAAUACUGAAGGCAUAGCAGAUUUUUAACUAGGUUCUACUUACUUUAGACGAUUAUCAUAAUUAUAAUUAUGACUAAGAUUGAUAUGAUACAUAAUGUAACCUUUGAUCAAUGAUCGUCUUCCAUUUAGAUUUAACUA